Oncorhynchus gorbuscha (pink salmon) is the source of this 2124-nucleotide messenger RNA. RefSeq names its product homeobox protein Hox-C11a-like. Gene Ontology annotation, biological process: regulation of transcription by RNA polymerase II; anatomical structure development. The transcript is spliced from 2 exons. Gene Ontology annotation, cellular component: nucleus. Gene Ontology annotation, molecular function: DNA-binding transcription factor activity, RNA polymerase II-specific; RNA polymerase II cis-regulatory region sequence-specific DNA binding. NCBI's taxonomy places the organism in Eukaryota, Metazoa, Chordata, Actinopteri, Salmoniformes, Salmonidae. Bases 359 to 1282 code for a protein of 307 amino acids. The record is from RefSeq and is a predicted model, not a curated record.
UCUGCUAUAUCAAAUACUAAACCUGUGCUAGCUUAGCCCACUCCCAUACAUAAAUAGCCUCCUAAAGAUUAUCUUUAUAAUUGCCAUAACAUAUGUAAACAAACAGGAAUCUGUUACUGGUUUUCUUACUGCUCCUGCGGUGUUUUGAAAAUGAAUAGUUUGAACCUCCUAGAUCUUGCCUAAGUGAACCACUCCUACACAUCCAAGUGUUCCACGUUGAUAUAUGACAAUAUCUACUUUCGAUCACGUGUCUCCGGGCGACUUAGACGGAUUGCGCGUCAUCUCGCCUUCCUAAAUUUCCCCCUUCUAACAGCUCGAAUCCAAAACAUCUAUCUAUCGUACGGAGUACGGGGGAAAGAUGUUUAACUCAGUGAAUCUGGGAAACUUCUGCUCCCAGACGCGCAAAGACCGGACAUCCGAGUUUGGGGACAGAACGGGCUGCGCCUCUAACAUCUACCUCCCCAGCUGCACCUACUACGUCCCCGAAUUUUCUACCGUCUCUUCAUUUCUUCCACAGGCCUCGUCGCGGCAGAUAACCUACCCAUAUUCCACAAAUCUGUCUCAAGUGCAGCCGGUACGGGAAGUUUCCUAUGGAUUGGACCCUUCUAGUAAAUGGCACCAUAGAAGCAAUUAUGCAUCAUGCUACUCUGGAGAGGAUCUGGUGCACAGGGACUGUCUUCCGCAAUCCACCAUGACAGAAAUGCUUAUGAAAACGAACGAGAAUGUGUACAGCCACCAUAACCACCAUCCCAGCUCCAACCAUCCCUCCACAGGGUUCUACCCCGGAGUGGGGAAAAACAGCGUCCUCCCUCAAGGUUUCGACCGCUUUUUUGAGACCGCAUACUGCGGCACGGACAAUCAGUCAGCAGAUACUUGUUUACAAAAGAGCGAGGCUAGAAAGCUGGAAACAAAGUUCCAGCAGCCAGCGGCUCUACCGGGCGUCCCAGACCAAGACAAGGACACAGAGGAUGAGGAGGAACAUACAAAUUCGGGCUCGUGUUCUUCUUCAGCCACCAAGGACCCCAGCGCCAGCAAGAACAGCCACUCGAGUACUCCUCGCACAAGGAAGAAGAGGUGUCCAUACUCCAAAUUUCAGAUCCGAGAAUUGGAGCGGGAGUUCUUCUUUAACGUUUACAUCAACAAAGAGAAACGGAUGCAGCUUUCCCGGAUGCUGAACCUCACCGACCGACAGGUUAAAAUCUGGUUUCAGAAUCGAAGAAUGAAAGAAAAGAAAUUAAGCAGAGAUCGUUUGCAGUACUUUUCUGGAAACCCACUAUUGUGAGCACUCUGGAGUGUAAAAGCAUAAUGAUUAUAGUCAAAAGGUCAAUGACACACUUUUCUCAGUGAAUUCUUAUCACCAGUAAUAAACACAUUUCAAGUUACUUCAAAAAGACAGAUCGGCAGCAAUGUUGAGCAACUAAAUGUUAAGAUGAGGUUAUUUCAAUUUCUAACAUUCGGGGUUGCUGUAUGUAUGCGUGAUAAGGCACCAUUUUCCUGUAGCCUUCAUUCGCAGGAUACUUUCUAGUUCAUAUAUACAGGUGAUUAUACAGAAUAAUAAUUUAUAUGCUGCUGUCGAGUUCAUAUGGUUUUCCGUGUAUUGACCACGAAUCUUAAUUGUGUUUAUUCAAUUGUGCAUUUCACAAUUAUUGUUUGUUGAAUAGUAUUACAUGUUACAACGCAAUUCGGAAGCCAUGAUAGGCCUAUAUUGGACAUUUAAACGCUCCCUUUCCUCUGGUCGAUGUAUUUGUAGCCUACCAUGUUUCUGUUUCCGACCAGAAUAUUCAACACACAAUAAUACAUUUACAGGUGUCCAUUUUGCCACCGAGAACUGUGACGUGUACAAUCUGUAAUGAUGUUAUCCUUGUACAGACUAUGCAACUAUGUGCAUUCGUGACUGUAAAUAUGAUUUUGUUUUUAAUUGCGCUCCCCCCUUUUCCCUGCUGCUAUCUUCUUUACACCGCCCAAGCUGUGUACUUUAAAAGCUUUAAUGUUAACACUCCUUUAAAUUAUUUGCUUUAUGCUUGGUGCUUCUUUAUGAAAGAGGAGGAAAAUAUGGCGUUGUGCCUGUGUAUCAUUAAUAUAAAGAUACCUAUGAAAUAAACAGGCGUAUAGACAAAACUAACA